AUGUACAUUACAUGUAAUUACAUUAUCGAAGUGCCACCUAGCAUCAGGAAGGCCCUUAUCAAUCAAGGACGAAUAUAUAUUAAUUGGACCUCAUGCCCAGUCAGAGACUUUACAAUAGUAACAAGAUGCUUCAACUGCCAGCAGUUUGGUCACUCAGCCAAAUUUUGUCGUGAAAGUUGCCCUACAUGUAACUACUGUGGAGAGCUUGGGCAUUCCUUUAAAGAAUGUAAUAACAAAGCGCACGCCCCCGUUUGCGCGAGGUGUAAACGUUUUAAAAGAAAAUGCGACCACAAAACUGGUGAUGAAAGCUGUCCAGCACGUAAAUUCGCAGAGGAGAAAUAUAUCAACUCCAUAGACUAUGAGGGCGCCUAA
Molecule: messenger RNA, 372 nt
Organism: Parnassius mnemosyne (clouded apollo)
Lineage: Eukaryota; Metazoa; Arthropoda; Insecta; Lepidoptera; Papilionidae
Source: the annotation of a GenBank genome assembly